GAGCCCAGACUGGAGCAAGCAUUGCGACGUCAUCCAUCCGCCACGCCAGGAGGCGAGCCACCUCGGAGGAGGAAGGAAUCCUCCGCCUUCGCCCGUCUUCCUCCUCGUUCCCCUCCGCGUCUCCUCUUCUGGAAUCGGAUUGGUGUAGAGAGUAAUCGGCGCUUGGGACUGAUUCCUCUUGUUGGUAUGGAACCCUAACUCGCUUUCUUGCUUCGUUCGAUUCUAGGUAAGAGAUGGGUGUUUCGACUGCGCGAGCUACCAAAUCGAAAUCUUCCAUUCUUUCCCGCAGUUGGUCGAUUCGAUUUGGUUGUUGGGUUGGGCUUCCUUGGUUGCCCACACAGCCAUACGAAAUUGGUCACGACCAAAUUGGAGCGAAGAAGAUUUGUUUGAUUGUCACCGUGUAUGGUAAAAUCUUUUGCAGAUUGGUUAGGUUGUUUUUGGUUCAGCCCGAAUGAGAGAAUUUUCUCUUCUUCCUAUGUUAUCGAUAUUCGCUGUGUUUGAGUUCUUUUUUGUCUCUCUUAAUUGUGAUUCAUGAUAAGAUGGAGGGAAAUUUCGACAUUAGGAGAGAGCACUCCAUGGCUUAAGUAUGUGUUGUGUUGAUGUACUGUACUUAUAUAUGUGAAAGCUGUGUUUUAUUUGCGCUCAGCAGCCCAGAUCAAGUUGAGACAAGAGAAUGAAGUGCCUUACCAGCAUCCUGGCAAAUUAAGGGGGGAAAACGCUUCCCGGCAAAAAUUGUGACUAGAAAUGAAUGAACCAGCCAAAAUUGGCUUGGACAUGCUAAAUUUUGUUAGUUGCCAAUAUCUAAAAAUGAAUGAACCAGCCAAAAUUGGCUUGGGCAAGAUUGAUCUCAGUGGAUCGGUAGGUCAUAAGACCAAGGCAGGUGUAGAUUGUUUUAGGCAUAUUCUGUCUGCUUUGCUUGUUUUAGGCAUAUUGCUAAGUUUACCGCUAUCCGCUUUGCAGAUGCCCACUUUCUACUAAUGUCAUUCCUAUUUGGAACAUAAGAUGAUUGGUAUCUUUUUUUAUACUCAUGUAGCAAUGUGCAUUUGGCAACUAAUUUAGAAUUACUCGUGAUGCUGUCAUUUCCUCUGUUGAAAUUUUUUAUUUUAUUUAGAUUAGUCGUGUGGAUUUCCUUCAAGUAUAAUUUAGGUUGCGUACAUUGUCUCCAGCUUUUGGUUGAGUGGCAGUCAAGAUGUCUUAGGGUACUCAGGUUUAUUAUACAGAACAGGUUCCCUCAUACAAUAUCUGGUAGUGGUUGUGCUUGCGCAUGAGCAUCAAGGAUGAAAGUUCAUACUGUUUCUUCGAAGGCUGGAGACAUCGAAUUGAAUCUUGUCAUUGGUUGGCUUACUGAUGGAUGCCCAGAAAAGUUCUAUUUUGUGAUGCACCAUGAAUGCAUUUUUUUUCCAUCUUGAGGAGGUAGAGAACCAAAUAGGGUCAUGCACUUCGUUAAUUGUAUAACUGAAAGAGAUAAUCAUUGCCUUAUUUUUAAAGUAGGAAAAUGGUCUUAAUCUUGACUAACUGGUUGGAGUUUUUUUCUAAAAUCUUAUUAUACGCCCAAUGACAUUUGAGCUUAUUAGAUUGUAAAAAUAUGCACUUGAGGAGGUAGAGAACCAAAUAGGGUCAUGCACUUCGUUAAUUGUAUAACUGAAAGAGAUAAUCAUUGCCUGAUUUUUUUAAGUAGGAAAAUGAUCUUAAUCUUGACUAACUGGUUGGAGUUUUUUCUAAAAUUUUAUUAUAUGCCCGAUGACAUUUGACAUUAUUAGAUUGUAAAAAUAUGCAUUAGAUUGUGCUGUUAUCUUAUUUAAUAAUAAUUGGUAAUUUGCUCCUUUUGAGGCAUUUGCAUUUUUAUUAGCCUAAUUUAACAAGUUCUUGCACUUAAUGCGAACCUACAGGUUUGGCUCUUGUUAAUUUAACUAUUCAAGAAGCAGGAAAGAAUGAGCUACUUCCAAACUACAACUUGCAAGCCUCAUUGUGGGCUCAUUGUGAACAGGCCUAUAGCAGGUCUUGGGAGCACCAGUCAGUAUCCCAUAUGUUCACAUGCUCUUGGAUUUCGCAAGCUGCAACAGAAAGUGUACCCAAGACUAGUUCUCAUUGCUGCUAGCCAGAAAAGGCUUACUCCUGUUUGCGCCUUAAGUGGAAAGGGAAACCCUGACAGUGCUGAUGAUCCUUUAAUGGAAUCUUUGAAGAAAGCUAUGGCUGAUGCAAAAAAGCCUCGCCCCAUACAAGACUUGCUGAAAGAGCAGAUGGCUAAGCUGAGAGAACAAGCGUCAGGUGGAGGUGGAGGGAAUGGAAAUCGACGUGGAGGCAGUGGUGGUUCUGGUGGCCCAGAAGAUGAAUCGUUCAAAGAAACAUUGGACGAAAUAGUCCAAGUUAUCUUAGCCACUGUUUCUUUCAUACUUGUGUACAUCCAUAUAAUCAGAGGGGAGGAGCUUUACCGUCUUGCCAGGGACUACACCAGAUAUCUCGUCACUGGUAAGAGGACUGCCCGACUGAAGCGUGCGAUGCAAAAAUGGCACAACUUCUCUGAGAGGUUCAUGCAGAAGGAAGGCUCAGAAGAGGACCCAUACGACAGACCAGCUGCUUCAAAACCAACAUGGUGGCAACAGCCGCAAAAGUUCGUCCAUCUUAUGGAGGAGCUUUGCAGGGGAAACUGGCGUCCACAUGCCCAGGAAUCUUAACUCGGGUGUUCCAGCACCUUUGUUUUUUGACCCAUUGCAGAAUGCAGAAUAGGGGUGGGCAAAUACUUGGUUGCAUGGCUGUUUCGACGAGUUGUUAGAUGUCCUUGUCACCUGGAGCAAUGAGUUUUUUGGUUCUUUGACGCGGAUGUUGUCUCUGAUUUGUUAAGUAUGACGGGAAGCUUAGUCAGUUAUUGGAAAUUUUGUAGUUGAUGAGACUGCUUAUUUGAUACCAUAAUAUGCAAAUCAGAAGUUGGUGAUAGCUUCUUGUGCA
Molecule: messenger RNA, 2946 nt
Organism: Setaria italica (foxtail millet)
Lineage: Eukaryota; Viridiplantae; Streptophyta; Magnoliopsida; Poales; Poaceae
Exons: 3
Coding region: 1932-2675 (247 amino acids)
Cellular component (GO): chloroplast
Source: RefSeq, a predicted model, not a curated record